CUCUGUCUCGUCAAGCUCAGUGUCAAGGUAGCGUUAGUAACUAGCAAAGUCCUGUAACCAGGUGUGGCCAUACAAAAGCGCAGAAAUCCGGCCCUGCCACUCCGCAUCUCCACCAUCCAGAAUGCGGAUGUGACAUCUGCUGCUUUCAGCCAUUUAGCAACCUUUCAAAUACGAUCUCCUGCUUUGAGGUCGUCUGUUCGUUGGGCAGAGGCUCAGGACUUCGUGCCCAAGAGUUUCUAUUUAGACUACGGGCGCAUGGCGUCACCUCUCCGCUUCCCCAGACUUAACACAUCGCGUUGAUAGCUACAGAUCGCCAUGGAGGUAGCUCCUCUGACAUUGGCUCACACCCACGCUCGGAAUGCAGUGCUUGAGACCCGCAAGGCCAACCCGGUCGCUGCGAGCGAGGAGCAUGAUCUAGCUGCCGGUGAGUUCGCCACAGCUGCACAGAACAGCUCCGACAAAGAAGCCUUACGAACGCUGCGCCUACUCGAAACCCACCACAAGAAGCUCGCCGAGCUCCUCAGGUUCCAACAUGAGCAUCCAACCACAGCCCCUACCGAAGUCACAUCCGCUACCACGUCUUCAAAUCUAUCAGUUCAGCAAGCUGCGACUGAUGCCGCCGGCGCAAAGACUGCAACGCCGACUCAGGAUGCUCACAAUUUACCACCAAGGUUGGUGGGAACUGGUCGAAUUCUUAGUCGGGACAAAUCUUCUAUCGCCAGCGACCUUGCCUCUGCACGAGGAAUUCCCUCCCAGCCACGGCGUGGGUCGCCGGCAUCACCAACGCUCUCUUCUCAACAAGCUGCAGCAAAGAUGACCGAACCCCCACCUAAAGCUACAACCGGUGAAUCCAGACUGCGGGGAGUGCCAAACAAAAACCGACAAAGUCGCUUGUCUGCACCUAGGCAGCCGUGGUCUCCCCCAACACCCAGUUCCACACAGGCCACAACGCAACAAGUUGCACAUGCCGGCACAUCUGAGUCUGCAGGGCCCACGGAUAGGCCUUCGGCUGCCGAAGAACCGUUGCAGCGCUUCUACUCAGCAUUUGGUGGACUAGUCGCCAAAGUAUCCGUACCUUUGGCGCUCGCAGGACUUCAAGUGGGGACAGCCAAUCCAACACAAGCUGGACAGAGCCGCAAGUCUUCGGCUGAAGUGAAACUAGACCGGGACCAUGCUACUUUGGAUCGGUCGACGACUGCGCCUGAGCCUAAUGUGAACAAGAUAUUCUCCCGAGCAGCUCUGCGGUCAGUUCGUGACGGUGCCGGGGCAAGUAUCGGAAACCCGGCCGAGUCAUUCUAUGUAGUGCCGACCACAGGCGGGACCAUGUCGUACGCAGGGAUUCUCACUCGGGCCGAGAAGGAAGCACGCAGGAACAGCCUCGAGGAUGGCGAUGAUGAUUUCGUGGAUGCGCAGGAGACACCUUCAUCGCCCGAAAUGCGUCACAGCGGCAGUGGCUCUCGUAUAUGGCGAGGACGCCGGGAUGUCCCCGAUCAGCUUGCCACAGCUCCGAAUACUAAAACAGUGGAAGAAAUGCAGAUGGAGAAUGAAGCUUUGAGGACUUUGACUGACACACUUUCAACCCGACUACAUAUGUGGGAAGUUAACGCGCAAUCUUCUACCAUGGCACUCCACCAAUCUUUGAAGAUGAUUCACCACGCUCCAUCGGGUACUACCUCCCCAGUAACUACCAUGACCGCACCCCCGGCUGCAACUGGACCUGACCCACGAGUCAAAGAACUGGAAGAUCUCAUUCGAGACCACGAGCACAAACUCGAGGCUGCUUCUCAGGAGAACGACAAGCUGAAAGAAGUUCUUCGGCGAUACCGGGAUCGCUGGGAGAAACUCAAAGAGGGUGCCAAAACUCGGAGAGCUGAGGCUCGCACUGGCGAUACCCAAAUAAACCACUCGCCGAGCGAAAUUCCGGCUUCUCCGGUUACUGGACAGGGCCCAUCUGUGGGCCGAUCUUGAACACCGGGAAGUGUAAGUUCUACAUGAUUACAAUGACCAUUAUCAACGACUGAAAGAAAUGCUGAGGGCGUAUUCGCUUGGUUUAACGUGAGGUAUUUACAGAAUUGUUAAGCAGGGAAUUCAUUGUUUCUUUCACUUGCUUCUGACUAAUAGUUCAGUAAACCUUCAACUUGUCUUUUGGGUUAAAUCACUAUCUGCCAAAUGGGAUAUCGUUACACAGUUGCACCUCAAGGAAGGCCAGGAGGUGGAGGGGAUCGAGUGUAUAUAAAGAGCUCUUUCAAUAUCAGAACAGGUGAUAGCGAUAGCACUGACUGGCCAAAUCUCGCAUCUCCUUUUCUACAGUGGCAGAGCUUGGCCUAGAAAGAAUAUGAAGAAGGAUAAGCAAGAUUAGAGCUACCGAUUUGCCCAGAUGAUGUAUACAGUAUAUUGUUCAGAUACUUCCAAGGCUGAUAGGUAAAACGAAA
This is a messenger RNA of Penicillium canescens, 2432 nucleotides long. RefSeq lists its product as uncharacterized. Lineage: Eukaryota; Fungi; Ascomycota; Eurotiomycetes; Eurotiales; Aspergillaceae. The transcript is spliced from 3 exons. Bases 316 to 1968 code for a protein of 550 amino acids. The record is from RefSeq and is a predicted model, not a curated record.